Molecule: messenger RNA, 6947 nt
Organism: Cydia pomonella (codling moth)
Lineage: Eukaryota; Metazoa; Arthropoda; Insecta; Lepidoptera; Tortricidae
Gene: Prestin
Product: prestin
Exons: 18
Coding region: 380-2503 (707 amino acids)
Biological process (GO): transmembrane transport
Cellular component (GO): membrane
Molecular function (GO): sulfate transmembrane transporter activity; chloride transmembrane transporter activity; oxalate transmembrane transporter activity
Source: RefSeq, a predicted model, not a curated record
GUUAUCGUAGUAGCGCAGCGAUGUUUUGCAUUUGCAAAGUCAAAAACAGCUGUUUGUGCGCCCUUGACGGAGGUGCUUGUGUGACAAUGACUUAGGUUAUGUUAUUAAUUUGCAAAAUAUAAUUAGAUUACUAAUGGAUUUAUAAUAAAGACUAUCAGUGCCAGUGAAAAUAAGUGUUCUUAUAAAUUAGUUCUGUGCGUAUACAAUCAUGGUCAUUCAUCCACCAUUUAUUUAUUAAGUUAGCUAUAUUUCGCGUCUUAAGCCAUUCGAUCUUAUUUAUAUGAACUACUUAUAAAACUCAGUGUGUGCUAGUCAACAUAUAGUGACUGAUGUGUUUAAAAAGAAGAAAAGUACUUAUUCUUGAAUAAACCAAGCCAAAAUGAGGAACGGCAAGCGUUCUAGCAAAGAUGAAGAAAAAGAGGAAUUGAAUCCCGACAAAAAUGGAUGGGCACGAGUUCGUCCAAGCCAGCAGUUCAACGUCGUACGGCGCGUGUACCAGCAGGACGCGUUGAACGAAGACGCGGACUACCACGAGCCUGUUCGACCAUGGAAAUACCACGUGAGGAAAUGCGUCCGCGACUGCGGCAUUGCAAAAUGCAUCUCCGGCGUACUUCCGAUCAUAGAUUGGCUCCCGAAGUACAAGCUCAAGGAGUACGCGCUUGGAGACUUGACUGCUGGAGCCACAACUGCCGUCAUGCAUAUUCCUCAGGGGAUGGCGUACGCGAUGCUAGCCGAAGUAGCCCCAGUCUCGGGUCUAUACAUGGCAUUCUUCCCAGUUCUGAUUUACGUCCUAUUCGGGACUUCUCCGCACAUCUCGCUGGGGACCUUCGCUGUCGCAUGUCUUAUGUCUGGGAAGGUUGUGAACACGCACGCCAGGAUGCCGGAAAUAGAUAACAUUAGUAAUAUUACAAAUGUAACGAAUGUUGUGACAGAUUCAGGGAACGGAUCUAUGGAGUACACUCCAGAGCAAGUUCUCAGCGUAUUAUGUAUAACUGUCGGUAUUAUGCAGACUUGUAUGUGGAUAUUUCGACUCGGAGCUGUAUCCACGCUGCUCUCUGAGCCGCUGGUGUCAGGGUUCACGACCGGCGCAGCGUUCAUCGUAAUCGCCUCGCAGCUGAAGGACCUGUUCGGUAUCAGGAUACCCAAGUUGUCGGGGAACCAUAAAGUUGUGCUUACAGUGAUUGAAGUAUCGAAAGCGCUGCCAAACACCAACGUGGCGGCCGUCACCAUGUCCUUCGUCGUGUGUCUCGUCAUAGCAUUGAACAACGAGCUGCUCAAGCCAUGGGUGGCCAAGCGCUGCCGGGUGCCGGUGCCCAUCGAGCUGCUGGCUAUAGUCAUAGGCACGCUCGUCACCAAAUUCGGCGGGUUGAAGGAUAAUUUCGGGAUAUCACUCGUUGGAAAGAUACCUACUGGGUUACCCACACCGUUCGUCCCGCCGUUGGAACUCAUGCCAUCAGUGGCGGUGGACUCCAUCACCAUAACCAUGGUCACCUACACCAUAUCAAUGUCCAUGGCGCUUAUAUUCGCGGCCAGGGAUAAGUACGAGGUGGAUUCCAAUCAAGAGCUAUUGGCUUUGGGUGCCAGCAACAUAACGGGCUCGUUCUUCUGCUGCGCACCGAUCUGCGCAAGUCUGUCGAGAUCUUACAUACAAUAUCAGGCGGGCGCCAAAACCAAUUUGACACAAGUAGUGAGCGCGUUGUUGAUAUUGUGCGUCCUGCUCUUCUUAGGGCCGUUCUUUGAGGACCUGCCCCGCUGCGUGCUCGCCUCCAUCAUUGUGGUAUCUCUCAAGGGAAUGUUAUUGCAAGUUUUGGAUCUUAAAAGGUUCUGCUAUCUGAGUAAAUUGGACGCAGCCGUCUGGCUUAUCACCUUCCUCAUCACUACUCUCGUCAACAUCGAUUAUGGGUUAAUAGCAGGUCUAUUAGCAAGUGUAGGUGCGCUGUUCAUCCGAUCGCAGAAACCUUAUACCUGCCUGUUGGGACGAGUGCUGGAGACAGACCUGUACCUGGAUAUCAAGCGGUACCGAGCCGCCGAGGAACUCCCCGGAAUAAAGAUAUUCCAUUACUGCGGCGGCCUCAACUUCGCCACCAAGAACCUCUUCAGGGAAACCAUCUUCCGCAAGGUCGGCUAUAUGAAGCCCAUCGAAAUCAUACCCGAGGACCAGUACAGCAACGAUGGGACCUUGACCAAAAGCGAGAGCUAUGUGUGGGACCCCACUAUUGGGAAGAAGGUCCAUUGCGUCAUAAUCGACGCGUCUGCGCUCUCAUACGUGGACGCUCCGGGAGUGAAGACGCUCGUGGUCGUGUCCAAGGAGUUGGAAGCCAGCAACAUUAUGGUGCUCCUGGCGGGAGCCAAUGGACCAAUGCUGGAGAUGAUCCACCGCUACAACCACCUGGAGACCAGCAACCAGCUGCGCGUGGCCACGUUCCCCACCGUGCACGACGCCGCGGUCUACUACAGGGUGCUGGCGGCCAAGCGCGGCGCCGCGGUCACCAUCAACGCGUGACCUCAACAGGUACACAGGUGACCUCAGAACAGGUAGUGUUAAGGGAUCCACUGAUUACCAGUUCGGAUAUCGGUCUGACAAUUAUUCACUCCCGUACACAAGUAGAGUUUAUAAAAGACCCAAUCCUCCUCAAAAGUUUCCUGUCCUAGUCCUAUAUUCUGUACCUUUAGGUAUUUAAAUAAAAGUAAACAAACAUUUUUGGGUAGUUAUAACAUAUUUAUUUUUUAUUUUAUAGGUAUUCAGGAUAACAACAGCCGUAAAUAUAACUAAACAUAUAAAUGCUUACAUAAAAGAAGGCCAAUGACAGUCAUCCAUUAAAUUGCAAUAUGUAACAAAGUAAAAUAACAAAAAAAAUUAAAAACGACGAAAAUGUACUAUACACACAAAUGCUCGAAUUUAUUGGUUAACCAACCAAAUAUAAAACCGCCUGGAUCUUUCACAGAACGACCUGACUUUAACGUACAUUAUUUGAUCAUGUAAUGUUUUCAUCUACCCUCAUCUGGCUUAACGAGCCAUUUGUGGGUAGAUUUUGUUUACUUUUAUUUAAAUACCUAAAGAUACAGAGAAUAGACAAGGUCUGGCAGGUCUCAAAUUUUGUGUCAAUAAACUUUUUUCUUCGAAGUGCCUCAAUAUAUGUAAGCUACAUGCGUUAUUGAGAGCGCCAGAAACGUAAAUAAACUGACGAAUACAUGAAUAAUUCAAAUCUCGAAUUUCGAGUAAAUUAUAUCCGGGUAAAAUGUAAUUAAAAUGUAUUUUUUUUGAGAUUCUCAUAAAUAAAAAAUUAGAAAUUGAUAUAUUUUUAUACCAGGACUAAUAUUUGGGUACUUGUUAGAAAAUACAAGAGCUGUCCUAGAAUCAUGUUUUAAUUGUUAUGCAAAAAUAAGCAAUAGAAUUCAUGUACAAUAAAAUAAUAUAAGAAAAUUAAUUUGAUUUUGUUAAUAUAGUUCGUGUCAUCCACGAUGACGCGCAGAUUUGUCAAAUCUAACCUUUAAUAACACGACAAUACGAGUCAAGCCACGCGUCUUCGUGAAUGACACGAUCUAUUCUUUCUUGACAGUUCUCAAAUACAAGUAGGAUUGACAAUAUAUGGUUCCAAAUAAACUAGACAGGGUUAUUUAUGAGACGUGAGCAGGACUAACAAGGAAGGGUACCCAACUGUCCGGUUCCGAUUUGAUUUAUAUAUAUAUGUUAUAGAGUAGUCUAAAAUAACGGACACGUAUUUUUUUUUAGCUGCCCAAACUCAACCUAUUGGGAGAAAUUGUCCUCCAAAGUACUAACAAGUUACUAAAUCUUUUAACUCCUAUAGAAAGUGAUGCUCAAGCAACUUGCUAGUUAAUGGCUGGUUUGAGUAUAUGUUUAAAAGCAGCAAAAAAUAAUGAGUACAUGUUUUGUAUCGGCUAAAACUCACUUUUUCCUAAAAAAAUCGACAUUCGAAGUUUUAUAAUAUCUUAUCGCUAAAGUUACACAUAAAGACGGGUGUUUUUUUAGGAAAACUUGAGUUUAAGCAGAUAUAACAAAACACGUGUACAUUAUUUUUUCCUGUUCUCAAACAGUAUAUGUAUGCUUGAGCAUCACUUUCUAUAGGAGAAGAUUUAGUAACUUGUUAGUACUUUGGAGGACAAUUUCUCCCAAUAGGUUGAGUUUGGGCAGCUAAAAAAAAAUACGUGUCCGUUAUUUUAGACUACUCUAUAACAUAUAUAAAUAUAAAUCAAAUCGGAACCGGACAGUUGGGUACCUUUCCUUGUAAGCCUACACAACCAGUAAAUGUUAAUGAAUCGUUCACCUUCAUAUUUAAGUUAGUACAAUCACGCCGUUUUUCUGUUAUUUAACUUUUUGCUAAGGACAAAUUUGACUAUCUAAAAUCAUGGACACCCGUUGUACGCUUAAUUAACAAAGAUAAAACUUCUUUAACCUAAAAAUGUCACACUUGAGUGUGAUGCGAUUUUUCAAAAGUAACCAGACUCCGAUGACAUUAAAUCUGUCAUAAAUGAAAAAAAAUUAAAAAAAAAUUUGAAAUGUAAAAAAUAAAUUAACGUUAAUCUCACAAAUACGAAACAGUUGCUUAUAACUUACUGAACAGGCAGGCUUGAUCCUGCUCACGUCUCCUGAAUCAGCCUGUAUUCAUUUGGCGAAAAAAAUACGCGAAAUAUUGGUGCUAUAAGUCACUUACAUAAAAUGUACUACAUUUAGAUAUAGGUAGUUUUGUAUUUAAACUAUGGAUAAGCAGCUCCGUCCGGCUAGAAAUUCUAGGUUAUUCCCUCUAGUUACUGCGAAGUUGUUACCAGUGAUAACUAGUGGGUAAAAUUUCUCAGUUGUUCCCAGUGGUAGUGUGAGAAAAAAAUUCCUUGUUGUUACCACAAGUAACAACUUGGCGGUAACUAGUGGAAAUAACCCGUAAAUUUAGAUUUAAAGAGCAAUAUUUAUUAUUUAUAAUAAAAUUAUAAAAUAAGAAUGGCUUCAGUUCAGACACUAAUCUUUGAGUCCAUCCAAGCUAUGUCUACACUGACUUUGAGAUGACGAAGUGUGGAAGUGCCUGUAUAAAUGUAAUAUUUUUAUAGGAAACUGACGUUUAUUGUUGCACCGCCACACUCUGUCACUACAAAGCCUGUGCAGAGUAAGGUUUGUCUGCUCAUAUUGACAUUAUGUAAAUUACUUUCAAGUUUCAACUUCCAUGCCCAACAUAUUUUAACAAAGUAGUAAAUAAAGAAAAGUCAGUAUCUGAAAGUCAUAAAUCGUUUGGUUAAUAUUGAAAAUGAGAUUCCGCUUCUUCGCAUAUUUUGUACUAGUUAAAGCAGUAGGGACACUGACAUAUAUUUGCCAUAGACAAUAAACUACAGUAAAAGCAUACAGUUGAAAUUAUAUAAAAACAGCAAUACAUGCUUAAUCCAAAAUAAUAUAUCCUUUGGAAUUGUAAUAUUUAUUUAGGGAUAGAUACGUAGAUAGAUAAUCCGUAUUUCUGUUUGUUUGUUUAAUGAAUUCUUGCUUGUUUGUUUUAAAUUCGUUGUUUGACGCUUUGGCGCGAUAAAAAAUGAAAUAGAACGUUCUAUCCCUCCUGCUCUUAUAUUUUGACCGAAUCUGUUCUACAAGCAUCUCUCGGCUGUGCUAGUGAUAAGUUUUGACGGUUAACUUUCAAACGAUGCUUCUGCAUUAGCGAUUUUUAUGAAAAUAUAUUAUUACUGUGCUUCAGUCACCCCAUUACGCUAUCGCAUACGAAAUAAAAUAUAUGAUGGUUUUUAUAUGUUAUAGACAAGAAAAAGGCACAAACUGUUACGCGCAAAGUAGCACAAAAUAUUGUAGCCACGUUUCACCGCCAUAAUAUAUAGUGCUGUACAGCCCUGUUCGUUAUGCGGUAACAGUAAAGAGCGAACGUUUGACAAUCUGGUUAUCACAAAACUAAUAGUACCACUGCUUCUGUCAGUGGUUAUGACAUUUUGCACUAUUCUACGCGAAUUUUAAUAGAGGUCGAUUACAAUUUGGUGCCCUGACCAGGAUGUUUAAAAUGUCUAUGUUAUGUUUUUACUAGUUCAGUUCUCAGAUUAUUCCGAAUCAGAAUAUAUCCGAACCGCAGGUUCAAUGCCAACGACGGAUUUAUCCGUCAUAGACUACAGAGGAACAUAGAUCUACGUGCAUAUGCAUUUAAAGUUCAAUUUCAGUUUUCACAAUUCGGUAACGUGGCUUCUGAGCGACAGCGUUUGUGUUUGACACGGCAUCGAAAAGGUUAAGCCUGCCGAAUGCAGAAUUCGUUUUUUGUAGUUGUGAUGAAGUGACUGAAGUUCAGUUGUAAACUGUUAAUAGUACUUAAAGUCCGGUUUUUCCUACAGUUUGUUGAUAGUACUUAAAGUACGGUUUUUCCUAUUUGAGUGUACUUACUGGUAUCGACUUUGGGGCAACUUUACGUUUUUCAAUAUUGAAUAAAGUAAUUUCGGACAAAUUUCUUUGGGGAAUAUGCUACUUGGUCAAAAAACAAUUGAAUCGGGUACAAUUUUUCUUAUAAAGCGAUCCGUUGUUAAUGCUUUUGAGAGUAAAAUACGAAAAACAGGCGCUUUUACGUUAUUUUGAGUUAUUUAGAGCUAAUGCAACAACGAUAGAGACUUAUUUUUAUGCAAGAUGUAGCCUGUAAUAGGAGAAAUUAGUUAAAAUAUAAAAUAUAUUUAUGUGUGGGCACUUAUUUCGUUUGACCUAAUUUACCUCACUAAUUAAGUUAUUGACAGAACAAAAUAAUUAACAAAUAUUGAUAAGUGAAAAGUUACACACAAAAGUAAAGUUGUCACAUCGGUAACUAUUUAUUUUUUGGUACUCGUAUAUUUUAAGAGAAUGUACAACGCUAGUGUUAUUUGCGUCGUUAAAUUUAUUUUUUUAAAUAUUGUUAAUUUUAGAUACAUUGUGAUUGUGAUACUUAGCUAAUAUAUUGUUUGUACUUAUGUAAUAAAUAUUUUACAUUACA